This is a messenger RNA of Naegleria gruberi, 2610 nucleotides long. RefSeq lists its product as uncharacterized. Lineage: Eukaryota; Heterolobosea; Eutetramitea; Acrasida; Naegleriidae. Gene Ontology annotation, molecular function: UDP-N-acetylglucosamine 2-epimerase activity. The coding region runs from base 1 to 2610 and encodes 869 amino acids. The record is from RefSeq and is a predicted model, not a curated record. The transcript has a single exon.
AUGCCAAGAGUAGUCAUAGUUUUGGGAACAAGACCAGAAGCUAUCAAAUGUGCUCCACUAAUUUCACAUCUCAAGUCAAACCAUCACUCUGAAUUGGAGGUGAUUGUGUUGAGUACUGGUCAACAUAGUGAGAUUUUAAAGCAAACUCUUGGUGUAUUUCAUCAACAUGUGGACAUUGACUUGAAGUUAAUGACUCCCAAUCAAAGCAUCUCCUCUUUCUUCACACUUGCCUUCCAAAAGAUUAGUUUAGAAUUUGAAAAGCAAGGGCCAAUCUCCAUGGUGUUGGUUCAAGGCGACACAACUACAUCUCUUGUUGCUGCCCUUGCAGCCAGUUAUUUAAAGAUACCAGUUGGACAUGUAGAAGCUGGAUUGAGAUCUUAUGAUUUCAAUAGUCCAUUCCCAGAGGAGUUGAAUCGUAAAGUGAUUGACUCGUUUGCCAGUCUCUUGUUCGCUCCAACAGAAUUUUCUAAAGCAGCUCUUGUUAGAGAAGGCAUCUGUCCACAGCAUGUGCAUGUCACUGGUAACACUGGUAUUGAUUCGUUCUAUUCCUUAAAGUCUCUCCCACCAAAAAUAAUUCCAGAGUUGCUUCAAAACAUCAGAAGUUUUAAAACCAAGCAUGUUGAUGCGACUACAUCUUCACAUCGAACUGUAAUUCUUGUUACCAUGCACAGAAGAGAGAACAUUCCACACUUUAAAGAGAUGUGUAAUGCCAUCAAAACAAUUUCCAACACAUUUGGUAAGAACGUCAUGGUCAUUCUACCUGUUCAUCCAAAUCCAAAUGCUAAGAGUGUAGUACAUGAAGUGUUAUCUUCUUUGGAUAAUGUCCAACUAGUUGAUCCAAUUGCCUAUGACAUCUUUCCACAUGUCAUUAGUGAAGCUGACAUUGUGGUUACUGACUCUGGUGGCAUUCAAGAGGAAUCAGCAAGUAUUGGAAAACCUGUUAUACUCAUGCGAGAUACAACUGAGAGACCAGAGGGAAUAUACAUUGGAACUAUUAAAAAGAUAGGUGUUAAUUAUCAUCACAUUGUGAAAGCCAUGACCGACGCAAUCAAGGAUUCACAAAAUUCGAAACUAAUUCUUUCAAAACACAUAUUUGGAGAUGGAAAAGCUAGCAUGAGAAUUUCAAAAAUUGUUCGUGAUUUUGUCACCUCCAAAUUACCAGAAUCUAGUGAAUGUUCCACUCAAUUCAUUCAAGAUUCAAUUGCAGAAAGUGUUUACUCUCAAAAUUUCUUACCAUUCGAAAGUAGAAAGAAGGAAUUAUUGGAAAGAUCAAAACCAAAAGAUCCACUCACCAUGCAAGAAUUAUUCGCAUUACCUAGCGCAUACACUCCAGCAACGAAGACCUCUGAUGAAUUUUCUGUCACUGUCGUUGUUGGUUUGUAUAAGAGAACAGGUCUAGUGAAGAGAUGGAUGCAAGCUCUCCUCUCACAAACUCAUCAACCUAAAGUAGUUUGGAUGGUCUUUUUUGCAUCGCCUAAAGCAGAGGAGAUUGAAAAUGAAAUACAAGAGGCCAAGUUACUUGCCACAUCCAAUAAUAUUUCACUCUUUAUCAAUAAGGGAGAAAUGCAGCUCAAAUAUUUUGGAAGAUUUCAACUUGCGCUACAAUCACCAACCAAGUAUAUUGCUGUUUUUGAUGAUGAUUGCAUUCCUGAGAAGAGAUUUUUAGAGGCAGCCAUUCACACUAUCAAUACCAAUAAUUACAGAGGAAUUCUUGGAACGAAAGGAACUCCAACAGCUGAGGAUUAUUUUUAUGGACCUGUCUCUGGUUCAGAACAGAUCAUUGAGGUGGAUGUUGUCGGUGGAAGUUGGUUCAUGGAGAGGGAGUGGGUUAAACUAUUGUUCAGAGAAAAGAUGUUCUCAUGGGCCACUGGAGAGGACUGGCAUCUAUGUUCCAAUGCAAGAAAGUACGCCAAUAUAAGAUGUUUCGUCAUGCCAGUUUCUCGAACACUAGAAACAAAUUCAUAUUCAGGUGAUUAUAUGCAAAUUAGUAAUAAUGGAGAUACAACUGGAAGAGUACAAGGCACCAGUGAAGCAAGAUCUCUUAUUAUUCAAAAGGAAACUCAGAGAGGUAAUAGAUUAAUGAACUCUUACCGAAAUAAUGAUCUGAGAACUGCUUUCGUUUUCCUGAGUAAUCAAAAUGAAGGAAGAACUAUUCUUAAAAUGUUAAGUAGUUUAGAGUUACCAUUCACUAUUCAAUAUAGCCUGGGAGUUGCCGAUCAAUCCAUUGCCCAAAUAGAUUCGGAUGAAUUAUCCAAGAUUACAAAAUUCAAGUCGUUCAAUGACUUCAUGUUGAGCAGAGAGUUUGAUACAGCUCAAACAAAUCUGAGCUCUGCAGCUGAAACCAUGUAUCACUUUGACAUGUCUAUCCAACAACAACAAGCAACAGCUGUUAUUCUAGUUGGAAGUUCGCCAACACCAAGCACAUUAGCUGUUGCCACUGCAUGUCAGAUUAACAAGAUUCCUGUCAUUAACUUUGUACUAACUGAGAAAUCAAACAAGUUGGUAGAAUCAGUUUCAGUGUUGACUGUUCGUUCGACUCCAAUAGACGGAAAUUUGUUGGAUGAAACCAAGAGAAUACUAACAGAGACACUCACCAAAAUUUUUACUUGA